UGCACCACUCGUGUGCGUUCACAGGCACGUUCGGUCGGAAUUGGCGGGUUGCUGCUGGAGCGUUCGUCUAGCGUUACCUUUUGUCUGGCCAUCUGAAGAACCUCGGUUAAACAAUUGCAAACUCAUUCUCCAAUCGACAGAUUUCAACUGUUUGUCGACGCUAAAAGCCUGUGUCCCUGCACUGAACCACCUAAUUCGGUGAUAUUUCGUCUUUAAUUCAGAAAUUCACAGCACGGUUGACGUUGACAAGGAACCGGAAGGUUCCGCAGAGUCUCCGCCCCUUCGACGAGCAUGAGCGAACCAACAGACACAGCUGCCAGUGAUGCUCCCAGCGUCACCGCAGACAGCAAGCUGGCGGCCACAGCUGGGAAGAAGCAGACCAAGAAGAAGGUGGAGGAGGUGGUAGAAGAGGAAGAGGAAGAAUAUGUGGUGGAGAAGGUUCUGGACAGACGGGUGGUGAAGGGCAGAGUGGAGUUCCUUCUCAAGUGGAAGGGCUUCUCAGAUGAAGACAACACAUGGGAGCCAGAGGACAACCUGGACUGUCCUGAUCUCAUUGCAGAGUACAUGCAAAAACACAAACCAAAUGACAAGAAAGAGCCUAGUGGAAAGAGGAAAGGAGAAUCUGACACAGAUGGUGGAGAAGACAGCCGGCCCAAAAAGAGGAAAGAUGAGCAAGACAAGCCGAGGGGCUUUGCACGGGGGUUAGAACCAGAACGUAUCAUUGGAGCCACAGAUUCCAGCGGCGAGCUCAUGUUUCUAAUGAAAUGGAAAAACUCUGACGAGGCAGAUCUCGUUCCAGCGAAAGAGGCCAAUGUGAAGUGCCCACAGGUGGUCAUCUCAUUCUAUGAAGAGCGACUAACAUGGCACUCCUACCCUUCUGAGGAAGAAGAGAAGAAGGAUGACAAGAACUAGGCCUGUGAGGGAGAACGAGAGAGGUGGCAGGUCGGGGCCGUGUUAGACUAGUUUGGGCGGGGUGGGGGGUAUUCGGGAUAUGGGCAGUUCAAAGAUGGGGAAACAAACACCUACAAGCUCUUUUACUCUCAAUGCCAUAAAACUUGGACUCAAGAUAUAUUCAGAGCAAGAUAUGCAGACGUGGAGUCAUCUUUAGUGGGCAGAAGUGAAUGUUAGUCAGAAUACUGACCACCGUAAGAAACAUGGGAUUACUGUAUUUCCUCUGUGCUUCUCUUUCUGUUGGAUUAUGGGAAAUGAGGUGUAUAUAUGCUGCAGUAGUUGCUCAGUAGUUAUUCCCGGCUGAUAAAAAGGUGGUUAACGUCUGAUGAGGUAUGAUAUGCUAAAUGCGGUGGAUCCUAUGUGCACAUCCUCAUACCUUCUAUAUUUUUCUGCUAAGAGAUUUGAAGGACAUUUUAGUCUAAAUCCGAACGUUUCACUGUGUGAUUCACCAUCCUAAGUUAAAACACAGUAAGUACACAACAAUUAAAACUGAGAAGAAAAACAAACAAAUUCACAGUUUGAGUGCAUUGAUUUAUCUGAUAUGUGUGCACACUGUUUUCUUUGAAUCUGAGCAUAGUUUGUUCAAAACGGUUUUGUGUGUGUAGUUACUGUGUUUUGUCUUUAUAAGGCGGCAUGGCCUAAUUCCUUAAGCUGCCUUUUUCUUUUCCUCGUUUGUUUAGACUUCAUCUUCAAGUCAUUUUUUGUAUAAAUGCAUUUGUCAAAACUGAUGUCACCUUUAUUAGUGAGCAAAUUGCUGUGUAUUGCAGUCUUGCUGUUUUAGCAGUAUUUCUCAGUUUGUAUUCACAAUGUAUACAGUAUUGUCAUCUUUUUCUGUUCAUCAUUUGAGGAUAUGUUGCGUAUAGAUAUAUUCACAAGGAGUUUUGUUUUGUUUGUUUUUUGAUAACUAUUUCUAGUCAGCUUAGUAAACUGCAUUUCCCAUAAUCUCAUAUAAACUUUAUUUUUAUUUUUAAUUAUUAGCUGUCAGUGUGUUUAAUCGGUUGCAUUACUGUGUGAAGAGGAAAUGUGCUCUUUGGAGUCCAGCUUUUCAGACUGAUCUUUCAAGUUUUAUAGGCUGAUCAAGGUAUGCCAGACCUGGCUCGUAAAUACUUUAGAAAACAUCGAUGAAAAGUCUGACACUUUGCUGUUUUACCCUCUUUUUUGGCGGUGCUCAAGGAGUAGAAUGUACUACACAGCUUCAAGGCAUCUUUUUAUCAUAGACCUAUGUAAAUGUGUAGUGAAGGUGACAAAACUUGCUAACAUUAUCAUGCUACAGAUCAGGUCUUUUAGUAUCACCUUUGCACCAGCAUAAACAUGUUAGUAUUGACAAUAUGCUAGAGUUUUAAAAUGUUAUCAAUAUCUACAAAAAGUUUUUAAAAUAGUGCUUGGAUCACUGGAAACUGUUUUUUGCAAAAUAUGGUAUUGAUAGUGGCAUAAACUUCUGUGUACCGGAGAAGUCUGAAGUACUUUUAGUUGUACACAAUAAGUAAUGUGACUGCAUUAUAUUCCUUUCUGAUUGUCUUUGUUUUCUCUUUUUAAGUGUACUGUUAAAAGCAUGUUACUUUCUCAUUUUCACAUUUUCAAGGGGAAAUGUUUAUUUGUUCAUUAAAAUAAACCUUUUUUAUUAA
Messenger RNA from Onychostoma macrolepis, 2576 nucleotides. RefSeq names its product chromobox homolog 1a (HP1 beta homolog Drosophila) (gene cbx1a). The transcript is spliced from 6 exons. NCBI's taxonomy places the organism in Eukaryota, Metazoa, Chordata, Actinopteri, Cypriniformes, Cyprinidae. The coding region runs from base 292 to 912 and encodes 206 amino acids. The record is from RefSeq and is a predicted model, not a curated record. Gene Ontology annotation, molecular function: chromatin binding. Gene Ontology annotation, cellular component: nucleus; pericentric heterochromatin. Gene Ontology annotation, biological process: chromatin organization; negative regulation of transcription by RNA polymerase II.